UCCGCGAAGGAAGCAUACGUCUCGAAGCUUCCUACUUUCUCCGCUUUUCUGUUUUCCACCGCGGAGGAACUAGAAGAAACUUGAGGUAAAUUUUCUGGGAUUCGAGUCCCGAUUCGUCAAUUCCUAGGGUUCGCAGUCCGUGAUUUCCAGCCUCCAUGGGUGCUGAUGGUGAUUCUGGCGACUCGAGCGUCGCUAGUCCAGCGGCCAGCCCUGCCACCAUACACAUCCGCUGCUCCAAUGGAUCGAAGUUCUCCGUCCAGACGGCCCUCGACGCCUUCGUCAGCGCUUUCAAAAGCCUUGUUUCGGAGAAGUGCGACGUGCCCGCGGAGCAGCAGAGAUUGAUUUACAAGGGACGAAUCUUGAAGGACGACAAAACCCUAGAGAGCUAUGGCUUGGAGUCGGAUCACACAAUACACUUGGUACGUGGUGCUGCACUAUCAACUACCUCUAACAAUUCUGCCACGAACCUUGGAGCAUCGCCUACAAACAAUACUGCGGCCAGCCUUGGAGCACCGCCUACAAACAACACUGCAGCAACUGGAAUUUCUCCUGGUUCCAAUGAGGGCGGAGGAUUGGGUGGUGCUGAACUUGGUGCCUCACUUUUCCCUGGACUGGGUUCUAAUGGGAUUUUUGGUUCUGGGGCUUCUGGCUUGUUUGGAACCGGAUUUCCAGAAUUUGAUCAGGUGCAGCAGCAACUUGCUCAGAACCCAAAUAUGAUGAGGGAUAUAAUGAACAUGCCAGCAAUCCAAAAUUUGAUGAAUAAUCCUGACUUGAUGCGAAACCUGAUCAUGAGCAAUCCACAAAUAAGGGAGAUACUUGACCGAAAUCCUGAUCUUGCACACGUUCUAAAUGAUCCCAAUACUUUAAGGCAGACUCUGGAAGCUGCCAGAAAUCCUGAAUUAAUGAGAGAAAUGAUGCGGAAUACUGACAGAGCCAUGAGCAAUAUUGAAUCUUCACCUGAAGGAUUUAAUAUGCUUAGGCGAAUGUAUGAAACUGUGCAGGAGCCAUUCCUUAACGCAACAACCAUGGAGGGAAAUGCAGGAAGUGAUGCAGGUUUGAACCCUUUUGCAGCCCUUUUGGGAAACCAAGGAAGCACACAAUCUAGGGGGCCAACAAAUACUUCCACUGCUAGUUCAGAUGCUGCAAAUGGAUCUCCUUUGCCUAAUACUAACCCGCUUCCUAAUCCUUGGAACAAUAUUGCUGGAGGUACACAAACGAAUACCAGAUCGACAACAGUGGGUGAUUCAAGAACUGGUGGCAUUGCUGGCCUAGGUGGUCUUGGUACUCCAGAAUUGGAAAGAAUGGCUGGUGGCUUGCCAGAUUCAUCAGUUUUUAGUCAGGUUUUGCAAAAUCCAGCCAUGUCACAGAUGAUGCAAUCUCUACUUUCGAACCCACAAUAUAUUAACCAGAUUUUUAAUAUGAACCCACAGUUGCGUGCCAUGAUGGAAUCAAAUACACAAUUGAGAGACAUGAUGCAAAAUCCUGAAUUUCUUCGCCAGCUAGCAUCACCAGAAACACUGCAGCAAAUUCUGACUUUGCAACAGUCGCUUUCCUCAGUGCUUGGACGGCAACAGUCAAACCAGGGGCAGAACCAGACCACUGGUGCCACAGGCAACACAGGAAUGGAAUUUUUGAUGCAGAUGUUCGGUGGACUCGGCGCAGGUGGUAAUCUCGGUGUUCCCACUAACAAUGCCCCUCCUGAAGAGCUCUACGCAACUCAACUUGCUCAGCUUCAGGAAAUGGGCUUCUUCGACACCCAGGAGAACCUUCGUGCUCUUAUUGCUACUUCUGGUAAUGUACACGCUGCUGUGGAGAGGCUAUUGGGCAAUUUGGGUCAUUAGAGUCCGAAAGAAAUAUUUUUCUUCCCAAUCCCAACGUCAAAUCGAAGUAUUAGUGGGUCUAUAAGGUUUCUCCCUUGUAUUUAUAUGGCUGUCUCACAGCUUCAUUAUUCAGAGGCAUUGGAAUUAACUGAAGGUAUUGUCUGAGAGCUAAUUGUUGUUCUUUUAUUUAUCGCUGCGGGAGUUAAAAUUGUUGUUCUCACUUUCAUCUCUUGUUAUUAUUGAAUGAUAAAAGUUAUAAACGCAUAGCUUUUGUAUAUACUCAUGUUAAAGAUUCAGCUGUGAUUGGUGCCUUCGAUGUUUGGUUCC
Molecule: messenger RNA, 2147 nt
Organism: Dendrobium catenatum
Lineage: Eukaryota; Viridiplantae; Streptophyta; Magnoliopsida; Asparagales; Orchidaceae
Product: ubiquitin domain-containing protein DSK2b
Exons: 8
Coding region: 156-1841 (561 amino acids)
Biological process (GO): ubiquitin-dependent protein catabolic process
Cellular component (GO): cytosol
Molecular function (GO): polyubiquitin modification-dependent protein binding
Source: RefSeq, a predicted model, not a curated record